AUGUCCCAGCCCCGACAAACCGCACCGCCUUCGACCUCAUCGCCGUCCAUUUCAAAGUCGUCCUUACGGCGGACCAGCGGACCACAGAACCAGAACCCGAACCCGACCUCCAACCCCAACCCCAACCCUUCGAUAGUAACGUCUGCCCGUGGCCUUCCGCAACCACACUUUGAAGACGAUCCCAUCGUUGCAUCGUACCAGUCUCCAUAUUCGCCGCGGUUGACCAAUGUCGACUUCGAGCACGAGCAGGAGCAGGAGCAUGCCAUCGAGUCGGAACAAUAUGGCCUCGGCCAGGACGAUGGCCAAUCCAUCACCAUCCCGUCCUUCCAGCCCUUCUUCACCUUGAUCGAGGACAGCGUGACCAGCGAACACUACCAUCCCACAGUCCACUACGUUUUUGCCGACGACGACUCGGAAAUCAUAGCAGAAGCAGCUUGCCGGAGUCUCCAGGCCUUGGACCCGUCGCAACGCCCGACGUCGCAGACGCAGAUACAACCCCGCGUAAGGGCACUGUCUCAUCAGGAGCAGGAGGCGGAGGGGGAGGAGGACGACGAAAAUGAUGCUCACCACCCUCGCCUGCCGCCACCCAUCGCCGGCGUGUGCGAACACUAUCUGAUUCUCGAGGUGCAGCCGAGGACCCAACCUCUUCCCGAAAUACAGUCGCAAUCACACUCGCACUCGCACUCGCACUCGCACGAUGAAUCGGUUCCACCACUAGGGUCUGCGUACGAGGUCACAUCAGCGCAGAGCCUCAGCGCCGAUUGGCAGGUUCUCCGAUCGACCAUCACAACAGCGCCGACGAUUGGGGACGGAGGCGGAAGUGGCGCGGCGGGUGAAGACGACGGACUCAUGCUCCGCAUCCAAGGGAGAGGAAAUAUGCCGGGCGAUGCCGGGCCAGGCGGGGUCAAAGAGAGCAUGGAGGAGAUGAUUGAGCGGUUUCAAAGGCGGCUGGAAGAUAUCCGGCAAGUCAUGGAGGCGACGGCGACGGCGACGGCGGCCACGACCGUGACCACUAUUAGAGGGGCCAGUGCUACUGUUACUGCAACUGCAACUGGAACUGGUGCUGGCGCGAUGGGAGAGGAGUAG
Capronia epimyces CBS 606.96 is the source of this 1086-nucleotide messenger RNA. RefSeq lists its product as uncharacterized. The record is from RefSeq and is a predicted model, not a curated record. NCBI's taxonomy places the organism in Eukaryota, Fungi, Ascomycota, Eurotiomycetes, Chaetothyriales, Herpotrichiellaceae. The transcript has a single exon. Bases 1 to 1086 code for a protein of 361 amino acids.